CUUUAAUUUUGUCCUGUCUCUAUGUAUUUGUCCCAAAUUAGAUUCUCAUAAUUCACCAAAACCCUAGCCAGCCAUCGUCGUUUUCAACUACUCUACUCUGGUCGCAGUAAUCAAUCAAUGGAUCCAGCACCUGAGCCAGUUACUUACAUUUGUGGAGAUUGUGGGCAGGAGAAUACUUUGAAGGUUGGUGAUGUCAUUCAAUGUCGAGAGUGUGGUUACCGCAUUCUCUACAAGAAGCGAACUCGUCGAAUUGUGCAAUAUGAAGCCCGUUGAAGAACACACUGCAAGUGAAGCUCACAUUGGCAUUAUCAAGUAUGAUUGAAGUAUUGUGUAAUAAGUGGGAAAUUUGGAUCUUAUCUGUGUCAAAUGUUUGAAUGCUAUGUGAACUUUUCCAUCUUAGAUGUCAUGUGAAUAGUUUAUAACAUUAAGUAUCGACAAUUGGUGGUUCAUUCCAUGUUUCUCUGA
This is a messenger RNA of Helianthus annuus (common sunflower), 465 nucleotides long. RefSeq names its product DNA-directed RNA polymerases II, IV and V subunit 12. Gene Ontology annotation, cellular component: RNA polymerase II, core complex; RNA polymerase III complex; RNA polymerase I complex. The coding region runs from base 118 to 273 and encodes 51 amino acids. Gene Ontology annotation, molecular function: DNA binding; DNA-directed RNA polymerase activity; zinc ion binding. The transcript has 4 exons. NCBI's taxonomy places the organism in Eukaryota, Viridiplantae, Streptophyta, Magnoliopsida, Asterales, Asteraceae. The record is from RefSeq and is a predicted model, not a curated record. Gene Ontology annotation, biological process: DNA-templated transcription.